GGCCACACUCACUGCUUAUCUGUUACACUCUCACCUAAGCACCUGAAGCCUCACUCUGACUCAGAGCCGGCACAGCAAGCAACAUGCGUCACCUGGAAGCGCUCUGCACCCUCGUCCUCCUCAGCACCUUCAUCUGCAGCACUCAGUCAGCGAGCUGCUGUGUGAGUUACACCAAGCGUGCGUUGCCAUGCCAACGACUGCUGGGUUACAACAUCCAGACCAUCAACAAUUCCUGUGACAUCAACGCCAUCAUCUUCCACAUCCGAAGCAGGUUUGUGUGUGCCGACCCUUUAACGAACUGGACCCAGAGAGGGAUGAGCUGUGUCGAUGAAAAGAGGAAGAAGCAGGCUCAGAUCAUCAAAGGCAGAACUCCUGGAUCAGCAUGAACUCAUUAAAACAGUCUAUUUAUAUAUAUUACAACAAGAACAUAAUUUAUUAGAGGUUCAUAUAUUUGUUUUUAUCAUCAUUUUAAAUUAUAGGAUUUUUUAAAUAUUUUUUUUCUUAUAUAUGUUCUGUUUUAUAAACAGGGAAGAGUAGUCGCUGUAGCUACAGGGCCUCAUCAACAAAAAACAAAACUAGAAAUGAAAUAUUGUUUAUGAAAAGUAUUGCAAUUUCUUUUUUUCCCCUUUUUGUUUAAUUUACCAACUCUGACAGUCCCAUAUUGUGGGUUUCAGUUUUGAAUGUAAAUAUGAAUAUUGACAUUUUUAAUUCAUUAAAACAGAUGUUUGAUGAAACUUG
Messenger RNA from Hippoglossus stenolepis (Pacific halibut), 738 nucleotides. RefSeq names its product chemokine (C-C motif) ligand 20b (gene ccl20b). Gene Ontology annotation, molecular function: CCR chemokine receptor binding; chemokine activity. The record is from RefSeq and is a predicted model, not a curated record. Bases 84 to 386 code for a protein of 100 amino acids. Gene Ontology annotation, biological process: cellular response to type II interferon; chemokine-mediated signaling pathway; neutrophil chemotaxis. Gene Ontology annotation, cellular component: extracellular region. Lineage: Eukaryota; Metazoa; Chordata; Actinopteri; Pleuronectiformes; Pleuronectidae. The transcript is spliced from 4 exons.